Messenger RNA from Lactuca sativa (garden lettuce), 1636 nucleotides. RefSeq names its product cysteine-rich receptor-like protein kinase 43. Lineage: Eukaryota; Viridiplantae; Streptophyta; Magnoliopsida; Asterales; Asteraceae. Gene Ontology annotation, molecular function: protein kinase activity; ATP binding. The record is from RefSeq and is a predicted model, not a curated record. Gene Ontology annotation, biological process: protein phosphorylation.
GCGUCUUAGACUAUUUCACGAUUAUUUUAUUUACGUAGCUUUCCGAGCUUCGCAUCAUCAAUUCCAAAUCACCAUAACGCUUUUAUACAAUUCCACCUCGCUAAUCUCUCUAUAAUGAUACCACGAUCCACAAUUAGCUUUCUUUUCCUAUCUUCGUAAUUAAUGUUCGGUGUAGUUAGCAAGCAGGAUGACCAAAUCCAACAGCUUCUUCCACAAUUUGGUUAAACGCUUCAAGCUCAGUUCAAGUAAAGAAAGCCAAGAAGAAGAACUGGAAGCGAUUGCUGCUCAAGAACAGAAGAUUUUCAGUUUUCAAACCCUAGUUUCUGCAACCAAAAAUUUCCAUCCAGAUAAUAAGCUUGGCCAAGGGGGUUAUGGACCUGUUUUCAAGGGUAAAUUGGAUGAUGGUAGAGAGAUUGCAGUCAAGAAGUUAUCACAAACAUCAACUCAAGGGAAAAAGGAGUUCACAACUGAGGCCAAACUAUUGGCACGUGUGCAACAUAGAAACGUUGUCAACUUAUUAGGGUUUUGUGGGUACCCGGAGAAGCUCUUAGUAUACGAAUACGUUGUACACGAAAGCCUAGACAAGCUUCUUUUCUCAUCCGGAAAUCGAAAAGCACUAGAUUGGAAGAGACGAUACAAUAUAAUUGUUGGUGUGGCACGUGGCUUGCUUUACCUUCAUGAAGACUCACAUGAUCGUAUCAUUCAUAGAGAUAUUAAAGCGAGUAAUAUUUUAUUAGAUGAUAAAUGGAUACCAAAAAUAGCGGAUUUUGGCAUGGCUAGGCUUUACCCCGAAGAUCAAACUCACAUUAACACCCGUGUAGCGGGUACAAAUGGAUAUAUGGCACCAGAGUAUGUUAUGCAUGGGAAUCUAUCUGUGAAAGUGGAUGUAUAUAGCUUUGGUGUAAUGGUUUUAGAGCUUGUCAGUGGUCAGAAAAACUCGGCUUUUAACCUCGACCCCGAGUGCGAAAAUUUACUAGAUUGGGCGUAUAAAUUGUACAAGAAAGGAAAAAGCCUUGAAAUUUUGGAGUCAAAGUUGUAUUCUUCAUCAGACCUUGAUGAGGUUUCUGCUUGUAUAAAAAUCGGGUUAUUAUGUACCCAAUCGGAUCCAGGACAACGACCCACCAUGCGGCGGGUGGUGGUGAUGCUGACCAAGAAAUCCGGUGUGCUAGACGAGCCGAGCCGCCCUGGGAUUCCGGGAACACGGUACAGAAGGUCCCGGAGACCGGGGACUUCGGGUGGUUCGAGUUCUCAUUCCUCAACCACCACUACCACCACCACCACCACCAUCACCACCUCCACCGCCCCCACCACAGCCUCAGGUCCGUCUGGUUCUGUUCCUCGCCGGAGAUCUUCAAGUUCCGGUAUUAGUUCAAGAUCGGAUCCUCAUGGUAAACGCCCAAUGAUGGAGACUUACGAUUGAUUUGUGUUUGAAUUCUUUACGUUGAUUAUUAUUUAGCGUAUACCAAAAAGAAUUGAUUUGGUAGUUGCUUUUUACUGAAAAUAUGAAGGUGUACAUUUUAGGAGGUAGGAUUAGGUCAACAAGGGUGGUUAUUUGUAUGUAAUGAACAAAGAUGCACAUUUGACCUGACAAGUUUGGAUGACCGGAUUAGAGACUAUCUUUGUCUUUUGAAAUUUA